Cetraspora pellucida is the source of this 3271-nucleotide messenger RNA. NCBI's taxonomy places the organism in Eukaryota, Fungi, Glomeromycota, Glomeromycetes, Diversisporales, Gigasporaceae. The record is from the annotation of a GenBank genome assembly.
AUGACCGACACACUUUCUCUUCGUGGGACACUCGUUGGUCAUUCAAACUGGGUGACGGCUAUUGCUACAACCUCGGAGAAUUCUGAUAUGAUUUUAUCGGCUUCACGUGAUAGAACCAUUAUUGUUUGGCAAUUAACCCACGAGGAAGCAACCUAUGGUGUACCACGUAAAGCUCUCACCGGUCAUAACCACUUUGUACAAGAUGUAGUCAUUUCUUCCGAUGGUCAAUUUGCACUUUCCGCUUCAUGGGAUAAAACUCUUCGCCUUUGGGAUCUGAAUACCGGAACAACUACCCGUAGAUUUGUUGGUCAUGAUAAAGAUGUUCUUUCCGUGUCCUUUUCACCAGACAACCGUCAAAUCGUCUCAGGUUCAAGAGACAAGACCAUCAAAUUGUGGAAUACUCUAGGUGAAUGUAAAUUUAACAUUCAAGAAGAAGGUCAUACUGAAUGGGUCUCUUGCGUGAGAUUUUCACCCAAUCCAUCCAACCCUGUGAUUGUGUCAUGUGGUUGGGAUAAACUUGUUAAGGUUUGGGAGCUCACUAAAUGCAAGCUCAGAACCAAUCACAUCGGUCAUACUGGAUAUAUCAAUACCGUUACUAUUUCUCCUGAUGGUUCACUUUGUGCUUCCGGUGGAAAAGAUGGAAUUACUAUGUUAUGGGAUCUUAAUGAAGGAAAACAUUUAUAUUCAUUGGAAGCCGGAGAUAUUAUUAACGCACUAGUAUUCAGCCCUAAUCGAUAUUGGUUGUGUGCUGCUACUGCAUCUUUCAUCAAGAUUUGGGAUCUUGAAACAAAAACUGUUGUUGAUGAUCUUAAACCAAAUUUCACAGAAACUGGAAGAUAUUCAAAAGAUCCUGAGUGUAUUUCUCUUGCUUGGUCACCAGAUGGUACGACAUUAUUUGCUGGCUAUACAGCAGUUCCAAUGGAUCAAGUCCUUUCGUUUAAUACUUGUUAUGUUAUAAAUAAAGAAAAAAAUAAACUUACUUAUAGUGUAUACACGAUCUGGGAUUGGACCGAGGAGCAACUUAAAGAAUUACAAAUUUUGUGGAGGCCAUGUGAAGAAAAAUACGAUUCGACAAUAAAAUAUAUUCCAGAAAGACAGUGCUUUGAAUUUAAGCAAAAUACUCAUGAAAUUUUAGAUGAAUUACGUAAUGCACUUGUGGACAUUUUACAAAAAAAGUCUGUCGAUGCCAAGCCCAUCAGUAUGGUGGUCCCUUACCGUCCUAAGAGACGUUCUAAAAGUCCUGUUGAUAGUGAGCUUGUUGGUUUACCUCCUAAAAAUUUAGAGAGUGUUGAUCCGAGCACUCCAUCCGUCCUCGAUAAAAUAGAAGAUACAGAUGGUCUUGAAGAUACUUUCUAUAUUUCAGACAAUGUUCGCGAUGUUUCUGAUAUGUUGGGACGGAAUCAACAAUUUAGUCAACCUUGUGAUUAUUUGAAGGAGAUAUGUAAGGAUUGCGAUACUAUUCAUAUCAUUGGCGGGAAGAGACAAGACGUUAAUGAAGCUAUCGAAAGAUUGAAAGAAUUGGAAAGGCUUCGACCUUCUUUCAAACAUCAAGAAAUACCUUUAGUACAUUAUCCAAACCAAAAUUUGAAAGACGCGUUUAUAAUCAUUCCUGCUAUUAAAAAUCCUAUUACUCAAAAAUGGACGCUACCAAAAUACGUUGAAUCUGAGAAAAAUAAAUCUACGACCAUGGCGAAUAAUAAUGCAAAAAGUAAUACACCACCUCGUGGUCCUCCCGUCACGAAAAAUCCACAAACCGAGCCAAAAUAUGAUUGGCCUGAAGUCCAACAAGUUCCUGCCGAGGUUCCAUGGAAUAAUUAUGGUGCAUUACAUACAUCUUCUAAUAAAGAUUUUCCGGCCCUUUCUCCUUCGGUCGCAGGGUCGAAAUCUGCGGCAUCUAUAGCUUCUACUCCUUCUUUAUCACCCACAAGAAGGGAAUCUUUGGCUAAUACUGAAAAACAUAUAUCUAAUUCUAAUUCUAGUCCAUUCGAUGAACCAAAGCAGCGUCUUACUGAAGAAGAAAAACUGGCUCGUAAGGAAGCCACGAAACAGAGAAUAAUUGAUAGGCGAAAACAACGUGCUCAAACUUACGGUGCAUCUACUGAUAAUGGCUCACCAAUUUCAGAUGCUUUUCCAUCUAUGUCAAAUUCUUCAAAUUGGUCUACGCAAGAUAAGAGUGCCACUGUAAUGGAUGGAAAGACUUGGAGUGAUAAAGUUGUUGGAAAAAAAGUUGAUGAAAAAGGCGGUAUUAAUGUCGUUAUGAGAAAUGUUGUUCUUGAACAAAAUCCGAAUAAUAGCAAUGCUUCUCUCAAUGGAACUAACAUGUCUAAUACAUUUGGCAAGAUACUCAGAGAUUAUAAUCACAUUCAAAUUAGUCGAGUGCUAAGUGAGGGGCUCGAAUAUGUACGUUCACAAAAAGAGGAGGUUCGAUUAUUUGGAAGUUUAGGAAAGGUAUUAUUUACAAAGGUGCCUCCAAACGUUUCAAACAGAUUAUGGGAUUUUACGGAUUUGAAAGAUGUAAUUAUUGGAGAACAUGGAGUAUGUCCAAUGUAUAGAAAUCAUGCUACGACAAAUGAGAAUUUGUAUCAAAGCUUCGUAGAAGUUCUUGGCACAAAGACAUGUGGUAGAGCCUCGUUUUUUGAGAUUAAUGCAAAUGCAAGGAAUUCGCCAUACGCUGGAUAUACUCCUGUCUCUAUGUAUGUCAAUUGUGAUUUUGUAUCUUUAGACAAAGUCAAAUUAGAUUGGAAUCACCUUGUUGAUAUCGAUUGGACGGUUCUGGACCGUAACUACGACUUUGGAAUAAGCUUGCAGUCGAGACGAGUUCUUCGUUCUGACGUCAAACCAUUUACUACUUUCAUGAAAAAGGUUUCAGUCAGUCCGACGAACAAUAUGAUAACUUACGAGAAUGUCGUUGAUUUUCUUCAUGUAAAGGCCAUCAAUUAUAAACAAGUUUCACGAUAUAUGUUACACGAACCUUUCAUCGCGGAGUUGACCCGUACUGAACAAGUACCUCUUAGUGAGCAAACAACUCACAAAGUUCUUGGAAAGACAGGUCAUGGUCCCUAUUGGUAUACUAUAGAGGUCAUUAACGAUAAGCACGAUAAAUAUCUCAAGAGUAACGAGACUCUUGGUCCUGGACAAAUUUCCAAGUGGACUGUCGAUGAUAUUAUUGGAGAUGAACCAAAAAUGAUUUACCUUGUCGAAUACGUAAAAACUAUGCUUUUAUUAAUUGAACGUUGUAAUAAACACGUGGAAGCUCAUAAGAAAAGGGAUG